GGUAGAAUGAUGGAUUCCAUCCAGAAUGUGCUUGCAACUGGAUAGCUAGUGCGGCUUGCGAAGGGUUUAAUGCUUGGCUGAUGCUCUGGGUGUGGCGAGUCGGGUUCGCGCUCAUUGCCAGGGCUCAGAGGCUGGACGAUUCCGAUGAGUGUGACAGGAUUGUCGAAGAGGGCGACUGCGCAUGGCGUCCGCGCUUUGCAGACCGCCGCUGUGGGGAGAGGUGCGGGGCAUCGCUGGUCAAUGCGCCCCGGCGGGGCAGGCUGCUACUGGAGGAUGUGGUCCCCCCACAGCUCCUGCAGCAGCUUCUUGCCACGGCGCCCCAGGCGGUGCGGCCGGGGGACGGCUUCGAACGCCCCCGGCCUUUUCGUCGCAACGAGGUCUGGGCCGGAAUUCAGCCGGUGCAGGCGGCCCAAUGGGCCAUGGCCACACCAAACAACGAGUCCGCACUGGCCUUCGCCAGGAGCCUGAUCGAGGUCACACGCGCUAUGAAACGCAUCAUCGAUGACCAGUUCCUUCUGACCGCAUCGUCCCUUCACUUUGCGCAGCUCGCAUGCCGCUUCCACGAACCUUCCGGAGAACCUGGGGACAGCAUGCCCGUGCACGCGGACAACUGCGUGUACCAGGAGCCCAGCCACGAGGAGAAUGAAACUUGCGUGCUUCGGGAGGGAGCUGCCGGCAUGGUGAGCCACGCGGGCUACCUGUACCUGGGCGGUGACUUUGAAGGAGGGGAUUUCUUCUACGUCCCCGACUGGCACUCGCCGCCAAACGCACGGACACGCGUGCGGCCGGCACCCGGGCGUAUGGUUGCCAUUGCCGCCGGGGGCAGCAACCUGCACGGCGUCAUGCCUGUGACUGAUGGCACGCGCUGCCAUAUGGCCGUUUGGCUGACCUGCGAUCAAGACCUGCGGGGCGCGCAGAGCGAGAGCCUCCAGGAGGCCGAGGCGAUCUUGGCACAUCUGCCGCCUUUGAUGCCGGUGCAGGACUGGCGCGCAGACAAUGCAGCCUUUAAGUCAACGUGCGCGGAGACUGUGCAGGAGCCUCAGGUGCUCGCAACGGAAGACAAGGCCGAGCUCUUGUCAGACCUCCCGGGGCCCCGAAUCUCGCGCAUCCCAGGCUUUCUGUCGCCAGAGGAGGCGCAGCACCUCAUCGACAUGGCCAGGCCCUUGCUGCAGGAGGCUGUGGUCAUUGAGGAGGGCGAGUUGGUGAAAGCCAAGUACCGCAACAGCCGAACCGCCUGGCUGGGGCCGCAGGAGGAGACCGACGGCAUUUUGCAGAAGAUCUCGAAGCGUAUCGAGGAGUUCACCGGUUUGUCCUUGAAGUCUGCAGAAGAAUUCCAGGUUGCGCAGUACCUCUCUGAGGAGAAGGGGCACUACGCGCACCACUUCGACUGGGGGGUGCACGUGGAAGUGACCCAAGAGUUCGGCACCUUCCAAGACGAGCAUAGAAGUGAGCUGCGGGGCCCGAGGCUCGCCACCUUUUUGAUGUACCUCAACGACGUGGCAGGCGGUGGCGUUACCACCUUCGUGCGCCAGAACAUCAGCCUGCACCCCUCCGUAGGCACGGCGGUAUUUUGGCAUAACCUUCUUCCCGGUCAAGAAGGCGAUCAGCUGGUGAACCAUGGCGCGUGCCCGGUCACUGCCGGGGAGAAGUUCAUUAUGACCAAGUGGAUCCACCUGGCGGGCAACGAGCACGCACUGGACGCCGCCAUGGGCCUCCCGAGGGUUGCGCCGGUGUCGGCGGGGCUGGGGCCCCAGGUCCCGUUGUGCAUGCCAGGGCACGAGACCAAUUUAGGGGAGCUGCUGCUGUCGGCAGCCGCGAAGAAAGGGGAGGGCGUGUGCCUCGAGGUGGACUCGGCCUGCUAUACUUUUGCUCAGGUGGCGAGGAUGGCCACCGCCAUCCGGAAGGUCCUCCGGAAGGCACUGCACUCCCUUGAGCUGCCCCUGACGUCGGAGCCAGGCUCACCCGAAGCUCACCGACGUCGUGCCGAUGAGCAUGUUGUGACAAUUGUCUUGGAUCGCGGCGUGAAGAGCAUCGCCGCCGUGCACGCAGUGAUGUUGGAGCGCUGCGCCUACAACGCCUUCGACGUGGCGGAGCCAGUCGAGAAGCUCAGGACCUGGGUGGAGGUGGCGAGGCCGCCCGUGAUGAUCUCAAGUUCUGGAGUCCUGAAGCGUUUGGGCCUGACAGACAUCGCUGCCUCCUUGGGCGACUUUCCGCGUGUGGUGCUAGACGUCGACCUCGCCCUCAAGAAGGCGGAGGGCGCGACGAACCCCCCCGCCGCACGGCACAGCCCCGACGACCUCGACAGGCUGGCCUACCUCAUCUUCACCAGUGGCUCCACAGGGAAGCCCAAGGCUGUGAUGAUUCGCCACAAGUCGGCGCUGAACGUUGUGCGCAUUUGGGGAAACUAUGUGGGCCUCUCCUCCCAGGACCGCUUCGCACAGGUGGCCUCCAUGUCGUGGGACGUGCACAUCAUCGAGGUGUACGGCACGAUGGCGGCCAUGGCCACUAGCGUCACCUGCCCGGACAUGGACGUCAAGAAAUCCGGGCCGGACAUGGUCUCCUGGUUGAAGGAACGGCAGAUCUCUGGCAUGAGCGUCGUGCCCUCGCACCUGCGCACUAUGUCGGCAGCUGGGGAGGUGUCCACCAGCGCGCUGCCGCACUUGAAGAUCUUAGACGUCGGGGGCGAGGCCUUAGGCGCGGACGUGGUGGAUGCCUGGGCGCCGGGGCGCAGGUUGGUGAACAGCUACGGACCCUCCGAGAUUUCAGUGGUGUGCACGGGGGCCUACGUCACCCCCGGGGAGCCGAUCACCAUUGGAGGACCAUUGCCAACAUACAGGUGCUACAUCCUGGACCCCGAGAAUCUUGAGGAGAAGCCCAGGGCGAGCAGGGCGUGCUCUUCGUGGGUGGUGUGGGUCUGGCACGCGGGUACUUGGAGGAGGAGGAGAAGACACAGUCCAAGUUCCUUGCGCACCCGCGAUUGGGCCGCGUGUACAACACUGGGGACUUGGCAUCUUAUGACAAGCUGGGGCGCAUCAAUUACCACGGUCGCGUGGACUGGCAGGUGA
Messenger RNA from Effrenium voratum, 3065 nucleotides. The record is from the annotation of a GenBank genome assembly. NCBI's taxonomy places the organism in Eukaryota, Dinophyceae, Suessiales, Symbiodiniaceae.